This is a messenger RNA of Mauremys mutica (yellowpond turtle), 4878 nucleotides long. RefSeq lists its product as uncharacterized. The record is from RefSeq and is a predicted model, not a curated record. Lineage: Eukaryota; Metazoa; Chordata; Testudines; Geoemydidae. The transcript is spliced from 9 exons. The coding region runs from base 237 to 1793 and encodes 518 amino acids.
CCCUGUGGGACCUCGGGCCUGGCAGUGAGCACGUCCCCCCGGUUACAGCACCCGAGGCAGGAGGUGCCUGGGAGGGACACCCCGCUGCUGCUGCAGCAACAACAACCGGGGGAGGGGCGGCGCCGCCGCUCGGGUGUGUAGCGAGCCCCCUGAGGGACUUGCUGGCCACACCACUCCUUGUACCCGCGCUAGGCCGGCGGUGCGCGGGGCAUGUGCGCUACCUACCACUGCAAGACAUGGAGACAAGGAAAUUAGAUGGAAGUUUCUUUAAAACUGCCCUGAAUAAAGAUGAAGUUGAAAAUAUUCUCAGUGAAAUUAGUAAUCUUAAAAUGACUGAGAGAGAGAAUGGCAAAUACAGUAAAAAUAAUGAAGUCAAAUGUGAAAGCCUUUGUCCAGCUCCUCAGAACAUUUGGUGUCUUGGUCUGCAAACUCCAAGAACUCCUGCUCCAGGGAUCCUACAACUGUUGCCAUCUCAAUCAUCUGAUUUUGUGGGAGAAGAAGAUUACUCUUCAAAAAAAAUUCCCAAAUUAGGAGAAUGGAGUACAACAACUUUUAAAGACAAUAUUAUUCCCACAGGGAGAGAACUUCCUCGUACCCCAUUAUGCACAAAUCAACAAGGGAAAUUUUUACUAAAAGCUUUAAAGGACGAUGCAGUACUGAAUGAGAGACAUUCAACAGGUGUAGUUGGACCUAGUCAUUCAGAAUGUGAAACACUUAAGUUACAGAGUGAUGCUGAUGUGCUGGAGAAACUUUUGAGGGAGGAGACUUCUGUAAAGACUUGUGCCUCAAAUGCAUGGGUUUACACUAGGAACAAAGAUUCCAUUUGCCAAUGUAUGCAGCAGCCUGAUGACAACCACAUCAUCUCUGGCAAUACAGAAAAUGGCAAGGAGGUGGCACCACCUCUAGUUGAGGAUGAGCAAGAAUUACAAGAAAUAGUUGAACCUCUGCAAGGUUCUCCAGUACCAAAGUGUUUCACUACUACAACAAAAAGGACAAGACUAAGUCAGAUACCAGUUCAAGGGUUGAGUGAGAUGAAUAUAUCAAUGAUGGUUAACAGAAUAAAAGGCUACGAAUGCACUAAAGAAGAUAUGGAAUUUCUUCGACACAUGAAAAACCAAGAACAAGCACAGAAAUUGAAGGCAAAAUAUUUACAUCUACAAAAGGAACUAACCAGCAUGGUUCAGACAAAGGAGCUGCUAUUAGCACAGCGAGAGAAAGUGCAAGAAGAGAUUGUACAAAUGAAAACAUCUUGUAAUAGAACAGUCCAACUUGGAAGAGCCUUCCUGGGUAAGAAAAUGGAUCCUGCCGUUCUCGAAGCAUUGCCACCAAAAGCUGUACUUGGACAGCUGAAUCCUGUGAAACUGCAGCAUGUUCAACAGCAAGAGAAGGCUGAACUUCAGGCACUUACAAAAGAGCUAAAGAAGUUAAAACAUUCCAUUGCCCAACUGCCUCAGAAACAGGGAAUAAGGCUGGAAAGAGAGUCUUAUAAACAACGGAUACAGGAAGUGAAACACAGAGUACAGAAAGCACAAGAAGAUGUGGAGAAUCUGAAGUGCAAAGUUGAAGCAGCACAGUCAAAACUAGCAGAAGUUCAGGCACACCUGUGUAAUACAAGAGUUGAAAUAGAGAAGUGGCACAGUUUGAAAGAGAAGACAACUGUUUCUCAGCCACGAGAGAAUGCCCAAGAUUCUGUCAAUGAUUAUCUUAAGAGAAGACUUAACAGAAUCUUGCGAAGAACAGAUCUCUUUUUAGAAAGGGAAAAAAUAAUUGAAAGACUUAAUCUUUUGCAAUGAGACCCCCUUGCAAAAAUCUGAUCGCUAGGUCAAAGAGGCUUUUAGGGCUGCCACUGUACAUACAGAUCUCUCCCCGUUGGGCACCUGAGUUUUCCAAAUUCUAUAACCUGUCUGUGUUGAAAGUGUGAACAGAUCUGCAGUAUUAACAACAGUUAAGAUGCAGCCAGAAUCAUGAAGAUGGGGUUAAUGGCUAUUUAGAGUCCUCUAUGUGAAAGUUGAGUUUUAAAUGACACUGUAAAUACAGGUUUUUUCUUUGGUACUAUUUUCAAGUAAGGAGACUAAGGUGUUCAAACCACUGGGUCUGAAACAAUUAAUCAGUCAUCUAGGAGGAGGAAUUAAAUCCCUUAGGAAUUUUGCACACUGGAAGGAGUUAAUCCUGGUGUCACUUUGUAUCUAAAAUUAACAACUAUAAAAUAUAUUUUAUUGAUUAGUACCUAGGAAUUAAGAUGGGCAGUACUUUGUAAUCACUCCUCGUGUACAAUGGUGGGGGUGGGGGAAGCCUUUCCCUAAACUGUUUUUGAUUACUUGUUUUAAAGCAGGUGCUAAUAAGUUACUGAUGCCCUAGAGCCAGAUGUCUAGUUACAUUCAGCAUAUUAAAAUAAGUUUUUACAAAAUGCACAGCUAAUGGAAAUAGUUUAUUAGUGAGAGUGAGUUUGUCUUAAAUGUGUUCCUUGACACAGAAUUACCUAAACUGGCAUCAGCCCCCUCUUGUUAAAUAUAUCAUGGAAGAACUAGAUUCACCAAAAAGUAAAUACAUGUUGUCACACAAGGGUAGAUGCUAUACUAGCAUCCUACAAAGAAUGGAGGAAAGAGCAACUUAGAGGCAUAGGCCAGAAAGUGUAAUAGACUCCCAGCUUUGGUUUAACAGAGCUAAAAAUGACUCCACCCUACACAAGCAGUAUGCAAGCCAUUCAAGUAUUAGAGUCAAGAAAGACAAGGGUACACGCUACUAUAUCAGUCUAGAUUUUUCUUAUGAGUUCUACAUAAUCAUUCCUGAGCAUGAGACAUAUGUACAAUUUAUUCAAAAUACAUAAAAAUCUCACUAUUUAUACAAUCUAAAGUCUAGCAAUAUAUACAAAUACAGAGUAACUACAGUACAGGCUGAGGUAAGAAAAUACAUUCUAGGAGAACAGCCAUUUCCAUAGUCAAUUACAGUGAUUUUUGUAUCUAUUAUUGCUAUAGAAUAAACAACCCCUCAAUGUACCUCUGGUUUUACUGUACAUGGGACAAUGCCACAUGUAGUUCUGCAUCUUACAUUCAGUUAAAAUCUACAAUACGGGCCAUUAGCUCAAGUUUGAUGCUGAACUGUAUGUUAGGCACAUGAUCCUGGCAUGGUAAAAAUGACUAAAUUAAACAUGUUUAAUUUGAGCAGAUGUACAUUAGCAACAUUUUAUCUUGCAACAUAGACAUUUCAUGCAAGAGGCAGAGAGUAAAAGUGGCAAAAUCAACUUAAACUUAGCUUUUGUAAACCUGGAAAGAGAAGUAUAAAAUAUUUUGGCUUUUUUUUUUUUAAGACAAACAGUAACAGCUUCAUCAACUGUUUUCUAAACAAACUUACUGCAUUGGAGGGAUUUUGCUUCUAGAGGUUUUUCUACUGAAAUUCUGAUCUGCCUUAAGAAAUGAGUGCCUUUGAAUAAAUUCCCUUGUAUUUAUGUGCUAUGGCUGGGGUACAGACAGAUGUUAGACCCCACUUUCCUAUGGCAGCUGGUUAAAGCAAAUCUUUACCUUUUUUCCUGCACCACUCAAGUUAUUGUGAAAUAAGCUCCGCUAAGCCUUUUCUUUAAAAAAGGGUCAUAAUUUCUUUUGGCUAAAGCUUUGAUCUCAGUUUUGACAAUUCAUUUGUUAAAUUUAUUUCAAAGCACUGAUGUGUGCAGAUUGCCCAUAGGUAGCACUACAAUAUUUUUUUUAUCCAGAAUAAGUUUGUCAGAUACAUUUAAGAGCUAGAGUCUCCAAACUUUAAACAAAUACAUUUAGGAAAAUACCACAGAUAGAACAGUCACCAGCUGUGGGAAUUUUAACAAAUAUUUAUGUAAUCUUUUCAUUAAAUAAUGGACUAGUACAAAUAAGUAAUAGGGCUAGUAAUUGAAACUUUUAUUGGAAGGCAGAGGCUUGUAGGCCACUGAGACUUAAAAUAUUCACAUUUAGAGGCCAAUCCUACAAAACUUUAUUCUCAUCAGUAGAACCAGUCACGUGAGUAAGAGUUUGCAGGAUCAGGCCUUAAAACACAGUGCACAUAAUUCCAAAUGGUUACUAUCACAAACGUGAUUAGUCUUAGUACCUCAGUAACAGGAGAAAAAUAAGUUAUGUAUCACAUUUUUGUAAAAACUCAAAAUCAAGGGAAAAGGCAGAGUAAAGCUUUCCAAUUUGCAGUAAGAAUGAAGUAAGAUGCUACGAAAUACAAUUUUCUAACAUUUGGGCUUGGCAGUCACCUUUACCAGCAUUAGUUUAUAUCUAUAUUUAGUAGUUGUACGUCCAAUUAUACAGGCCUUGGACAAAAAACGAGGCUCAUUUGAAUCAAAAGAAAAGUCCAUAAAACUGGGCUACUGUGUAUGUAAGGAUGUCACCUUUAUAAACCUUUUCAGUAGCCUCCCAACAGUGCCAUUAUACUAUUAAAAAAAAUAAAGCUAUUUAAAGAAGUUUUUCACUACUCACCAUUAUUUGUUUAAUCAAAACAAGGUAUGCAUUGUUUCUACAAGAUAAAUGUCUAAGUGAUUAAAACAAUUUGGUGGUGGUGUAUUUUUUUAAACAGCAUCCAGAGAAGUUUUAAUUUUCAUUUGACAAGAUUAAACUAAGCUAUGGAGCUUUUUAUCUCAUCUACAUGUAGGUAGAAGUAGACUAAUCUCUUUCAGAAGACCAUUUCUCUUAAUAUGAAAUUCAGCACAGCUUUAAUUCUAAAAUAAAAAUACUGCAGGGACAGUUGAAACAAUCAAGUAUAUGAUGAAUCCAAUGGGUUACAUAGUAGCUUUUAAACUGUUGCACACUUUAAAAUAAAUCUCCAUUUGUUAAGACUUGGUAAUUUUCACCCUUCAUUCUAGAGAUGAGCAGUCACGUUUACAAGUCCAGAGGACCAAAUUUUCAAAUGCAC